Messenger RNA from Mobula hypostoma (lesser devil ray), 14810 nucleotides. Its product is annotated as homeobox-containing protein 1-like. Gene Ontology annotation, biological process: positive regulation of DNA-templated transcription. Bases 216 to 1424 code for a protein of 402 amino acids. The transcript is spliced from 10 exons. The record is from RefSeq and is a predicted model, not a curated record. Gene Ontology annotation, molecular function: double-stranded telomeric DNA binding. Lineage: Eukaryota; Metazoa; Chordata; Chondrichthyes; Myliobatiformes; Myliobatidae. Gene Ontology annotation, cellular component: nucleus.
GUCAGAGGUGAGAGCUCCUCACGAUCUGUCAUGGCGAAUGAUGGAGCAGGCAUUCUGGCUUUCGUGUGACUCGGAGCUCUGGCUGUAACGAGCGGAUCGCCGAGCUCCAGGCGGCAGGACACCGAAGGGGCAAGAAGACUGAAGCAGUUUAACGGUGAAGGAGGCCCAAUGUGGAGAGCUAUAGUGACUGGACCUCCUGUACUUCAGAUGACAUCAUGUCUUACUACAAUGACGAGCCUCGAUACACCAUUGAACAAAUUGAUCUCCUCCAACGCCUGCGCCGAUCAGGAAUGACUAAACACGAAAUAAUUCAUGCACUUGAAACAAUGGAGCGGCUUGACCAGGAGCAAAGUGAAAAGUUUGUUAGGCGGCCUAACUACAGUAGUAACUAUGGAAACAAUGUUUCUGCAUCCUCUUCGACGGCUUCUGCUGCUACACAGACUCAAAGUAUUGCUCAAUCUCCCUCGCCUAGCAAUAGCUAUGACACAUCACCUCCACCCUACAAUACAAGCCACACUGGACGGGAAAGCAUAGCAAGUGAGAGACUUGUUGCCAGUGGGACACUAUCUCCGCGGUACCAGAACAGUGGCAGUCAGAGGUCUUAUAGUUUUGACACAGGAGAUGAUGAUGCAGACUUGGAAGAGAAGGUGGAGGAGUACAUGAGGAGAGACAGCAAUGCAGUAAAAGAAGAAAUCAAAGCGUUUUUAGCCAAUCGGAGGAUUUCUCAGGCUGUAGUUGGGCAAGUCACAGGUAUUAGCCAAAGUUAUAUAUCUCAGUGGCUAUUGCAGCAGGGUCUUGAUAUGAGUGAACCCAAGAAGAGGGCAUUUUAUCGGUGGUAUCUUCUAGAAAAAAAUAGUCCAGGUGCUACUUUAAGUAUGAGGCCAGUUUCAACCACAACAACAGAAGAUCCUGAGUGGCGAUCAAACGUCAGUCCAGUGACUGGAAACUUUCGUCUCAGAAGAGGAAGUAGAUUUACCUGGCGCAAAGAGUGCCUGUCUGUCAUGGAAAGUUAUUUUGGUGAAAAUCAGUAUCCUGAUGAGGCAAAGCGUGAGGAAAUUGCAAAUGCUUGCAAUACAGUCAUACAAAAACCAGGUAAAAAGCUUUCAGAAUUUGAACGAGUUACUCCUCUGAAAGUGUAUAACUGGUUUGCCAAUCGUCGAAAGGAGAUGAAGAGAAGAGCAAACAUAGAAGCAGCAAUCCUGGAGAGUCACGGGAUUGACGUGCAGAGUCCUGGUGGACAUUCCAAUAGUGACGACAUUGAAGUCAACGACUACUGUGAGCAAGAUGAAAAUACCUGUCAUAGUGACCAUCAGCAAGAUCCCAUCUCAUUGGCUGUCGAAAUGGCAGCUGUCAAUCAUUCAGUCCUAGCUUUGGCCGGCCAGGGUGGAAGUGAGAUCAAGACAGAAGCAGUCGACGAUGAUUGAACGUAAGGCUGAAGGCAAUCAGGAUUAUAUAAUGUUAUAGACUAUAGCCACCUUCUUCCCUGUUAUAUGUACUGUUCUGCAACAGACUAUUAGAUGUAUAUUUAUCAUUUGUUUGUCGCUGUCUGUUAAAUUGAAAGAAAAGUUCUCAUUUUUUUAUAGCUGCCAAUGUGAUCAUCUCAUAUUAACAUAUCAGUGACUAGAAGUUGUCAGGUGUGACUAGAGCUAAGGUUUGCUGACGGCUGACUGUGAAUUCAAAAAGGAAACUUUUUUAAUGUAUUACUGCACAUUACUCAAUACAGUUGAAAUUAUUAGCUGAAGGCAAAAUAAAAGCAUUUUCUAUUUUCUAAAUUUUACAUAGCUAGUUUUUUAUUAGGGAGGUACGAACAAAAAGUCAAACCAGACUAAACUGGCCUGCAGUCAGAAGUUAUAAGGGCCCAGAACACACACAGAGUGCAGUUUCUUCGAGGCUCCAGUUUCUGGAAACUGAGAAGCGUGCGGCUCCAUAUGUUCCCAUUCUGGAUUUCAAACCUGCUGUUUCAGAUUGCUAAUUGUUCGUUGGCCCCUACUUUUCAGCCUGGUUUUAAAAUAAGACAAGUGCUAUAUAUCCAUUCCUUGGUCAAAUAAUUUCCUUUUCGUUCUGUUUUCAUUUUGAAUAAAAGUUCACUUAACUGUAGAAGGUUUGGUUGUACUUCAGCUUGCAGGCAUCCUUUGGAUCCAGUGGAUAAGCUUUCAACCGCCUCUUCAUGUCUAUUUGUGCACACGAUUAAAUGAUCGUUUUUAUAGUAACUAAAUGUUACAUUUUGGAAUUUGCGUCAGAACUUAGAGGAACAAAAUGUUUGCAUCUGACAGACCUAAAAGAGACAACUUUGCCAAUUUCCACUUCCCCAGAAGUAAGGUUCUAAUUAAUGACAAUUAAAAGAUAUUCACUGUUGUGGUGAUCUCGAAUGUAACAGUCAUUUUCCCUGUAAUUAAUGACCAUCACUGCGGUACCAUUUUUAAGUAUUUUUCUGUUUAUAGAUGGUUAUAAGCUUUAAUCCAGUAUCAAAUUUGUUGCAAGGAAACGUUAUGUUGCUUUAUUUAUCACAGGGAUAGCUUAAGCAAUGAGUUCACAGCCUAUUUGCUGAACAUCUCCCUCCAGGAUAGAAGAUUUUUCUCAGUGCUAUAGAGGUUUUGCUACAUCUAAUACUAGAGCACCAUCCAACAAGACUAUGUAAAAUAGCAUUGCUUUUUUAAAGCCUUAGACUUCUGGCUUUUUGGAAAUUGGUGGUCAGUAAGAUGAUGGCUGCGGCCACAUUUGAUUGCCAAGCAUACCAGGAAUGUUCAUGCAGACCGAGUGUAUCUUCUGUUGCAUUGACUGAGGCAUGCUGACCAAGAAAUGGAGGUUCCCAGUGACCCUGCUGUACUCAGGUGGACUAUGGUGUAAGGAGGUUAACAGCAAGUGGGAUGGUUAGGUAGCUGAAUACUGAUUGUCAGAUUCAGACUUUGUGCUCAUUUGUAAUCUAGUUGCCCACAGUGCAAGCAACCUAAGUGACUUCAUGACUGGCUUUUUAAUGUGUUGUAAAACAUGAUUAACCAGGUACAGUGGAUUCCAGUUAUUUGGGGCACAUCAGAACCAGUACAUGUUGGCCCAAUUAAGUGGCUGACCCAAUUAGACAAGUCUCAUGGAAAUAGUUAAAACAGUAUAAAAAAGACAAACAGAGUAACAAAUUACGUAUUUAAAUGAAAUACAGAACAAAUUAGAUCUCUACCAAUACUACUACAGUACUAUAAAACUGUGCAUUAAUUCGUAAUAGUUUAUCAACAGAGGAAUUCAUCCAUUGUAUGCAAUAGACAAAAUCAGUGCAGAUAAUGGACUGCCUUCAUACUAUGCUAUCAACAAUUAUAUCCUCUAAAUCUCCAUUUUCAUUGUAGCAUUCAAGAUUGUCAAUACCUUCAAGUUCUUGGUAGCUUCUAACUUGUUGAAGCAGUGAAAUAGUUUCAUUUUCACUCCUGUGUUUCUGGCAUCUUCAAGCCUGAAUGCUUGAAACUGCAAUGAACAAAACAGUUCUGAAUUGUCUUACUGCUUAUUUCUCACCAACUAUUGGUGACAAAAAAACUAUUCACUCUAAGCAGAGUAUAGCGUCUAACGGCCACAGAAAUGUACAUGACUGAUGCUAGUUAGAAUCUGUUCAACAAGUCUCCUGUCCCAAUUAAGUGGCAUCGUGUCCCGAAGAAAUGAAGGGAAAACGGGCUAUUUUCCUUAUUAAUUUUUGUUCUUUAUGAAUAGGCAGCUGCCUUAAUUAACUGAUGGCCUAAUUAACCAGAAUCCACUGUAUUUAGUUUGUGAUGGUUUUCCACAUCUUCCAAAGUUGAAAUUGAGGGAAAUUUUGUUUCUUUUUUAUAGUUUUGUGAAUGUUUCCUUACCUCAAGUUCAGUACUCUUUAUGUCACCCCAAGGGAUAACUGCUAUCCACUUUAAAGCUUCUGUUGCGGAGGAAGGCUUCCGAAAAAUGAAGCAGAUAUUUUUAAAAAAUGUGUAUCAUAGCCAUGGAUUCAAUUCUAGAUGCUAAUCAAACGAAUCCUGCUUCCUGUGAAGUGAUUCAGUAAAAAAAUAUUAUCUCCUUGGGUUUGCUAAGUUAGCGUGGAAUCUCAAAACAAGCUGGUCUAGUCCCAGUCUAUAAUGAUGCCGGUUUGAGAAACGAACAUAGCCUGUGUUACUGCUAGGAUAAUGGCUUCAGUGUUGCAUAAAUGAAUUUGCUUGGUUGUUAUACCUACAACACUGAAAAAGAAGUGUUAUUUUGAUUAUUACCAGAGUCAGUAUUCUAGAUUUUCUGCCCUUUGGAAUAAUGCUGAACAAAGCUUCAACUAAUUUUAACUAUGUAGACAAUCUGUUAUGAUGGCCCUACUCAGUUUCAGAUAUUUAUUGCAGUUAUAGAUUGUCUCAAUUUUGUUUACUGUUUGCCAUGGGUUAAUCUAGUUACCACUUAGUUAUGUUGCCUUUACCAUGUUCUAACUAAUACUUUAGAGUUGAAGCACAGUGACAGGAAAUGCUGGAUCUACGCAUCGGAGGGCAUUGCGAGAGAGAAAUUGAUUCAUAUUGAUUACCUUCCAUUAGAACUGGGAGGAGUUUGUGAACAAGUACAUUUUGAGCUGCAGAAGAAAGGUUUUCUGAAUCCGUUCUCCCUCUACAAUUACUCCCUGCCUAAACCAGUAAUUCCAAUAUUUUCUGGGUUUAUUUCAAAUUUCCAGCAUCUGCAGUUUUUUUUUGGCUUUUCAAACAAACUCUCACAAUGAUUUUUGGCCUUAUUAUAAUAGAAAUAAUGCCUUCAAAUGGCAUUCUUUUGCAUGAAGUUUUAAAAGAGCUUCUAGCUCAUGUCUUAAUGGAUGAAGAUGUCAGAUACAUAUGUUAAUACGGGUCCUCACAGCUUACAGCAGGGUUCUGUUCCUGAGGAUUGUUCGGCUUUCGAACAGUUCACAAGCUGGAAAUCUGGCUGGCAAACAAAGUUCCUACAUGGUGAAGAUGCUUCUGGAGGCGGGUUGCCCCUUCAGAAUAGAUAGUCUAGAGAACCAUUUUAAAUCUCACUGAAUAAAGUUGGUACUAACCCCAGCCUCUCUUGGGCUACUCAUGAUAUCCUCUUAAAAGAAUUUACCACAGCCAAGCUUUUCCAAAUCACUAACAGUUUUAAAAAAAUUACAUUGUUGCUGGCCUGGGCGUUGCUUCUCGAGAUAGGAUUCACAAAAUGGACGUCAGUGUAGUGACUAGAAUGUACUUUUCAUGGGUUCGAAUUGGCAAAAUUCCAGCUCAUGUCAAGACGUCACCUGUAGCACCAGAGUAGCUGGAAAAUCCAUUCUGCUGGGCUCUUCAUAAGUUGGGUGUUGGUAAGCUGAGAGAACCUGUAAUUGUACUUUGUAUCUUCAGGGACACUAAAUUUUGAAGUCACCUUAAAUAGAAUUGAAAAGAAAAAUAUUUGAAAACAGAAUCCUACACAUCAAUCUGUGGGAUGUAACUUACACAAUGUGAUUGGGUGAUUUGUAACUUCUGACUGUGCAGUUCAUAAGAUACAAAUUCACUCAUGGAGUUUAAUGAAAAUUGCAAUUUGUAAUUUAAACAGUUAGCUUCUCUAUAACUUCAAAAGCAUUAAUAACUAAUUGACAACAAUGCCCAGAGUUAAAAUAUAACAUGAAUUAUAUUUUAUAGACUGGAAGCAUGUACCUUGGGAUAUGAACAGCAUUAAGAUCAGAGUUAAAUCUAAAUGUUCAUUAUAGUUCUCUGAAUUAAAAACUAGAACAUGUAUACUUUCAUCAAAAUAUCUUAGGAUUAUUGCAUUGUUUAAUGUGAUAAAACCAUAAGUAUUAACUCUAAAUCUAGAUGGUGAUUACAGUCAGCAGUUUUUGCUGCAAAUGGUAUUACCAGUUUGAAAGAUUUACCAACAAGAACCUGCAAUAAUCAGCUCCACGUCUCAUAUCAAACCAUGAACGGUAUCCGGUGAGAGAUGGUUUAUGAGGAAAAACUGAUUUUUCAAUGAACUAUAGUAACUUCCAGUAAUUUUUAGUUUUAUUGAAGUAUUUGGUUUAAAAUUAAGUGAACCACUAAAUUAAGCAAUAAUGCAUUUUGAUCACCGAGUAAAUUCAGACUUAAUUUGCUAUUUAUUCUGUGGAAGCAGUUGACUACCUGAAUGGUUGUCUUUAUUAACUGUUCUCUUGAUUGAAUCAGAAUUAUCAGUCAUCUACAUCAGUUGUAAUCUUGUGUUCCAACAAGCCACAUCAAAAUAGCUGAAAGGGUAAAAAUAUCUGGCUCAUCGUUAAAAUGUACAAGUAGUUUUAUAAGGUUAUUUCUAGAUUAACUACUCGAGUUAUUUUUGUAAUGCUCAUUAAUACACAAACCUCCAGACAGCACACAGAAUAAAUCUGUUCAUUCCUCCAAUUUAGGACAAAAUACCUUUCUGAUUUAAAGCAUUAUAUACUGAGCAGAAUUGCACCUUGUAGAAUUUGUUUUUGAAUGCAGAGUACUGAACAAAGUAUUCUUUAAAUAAGUGCUGCUACGUGCCAUGUGCCUGGCACUAAUACAGAUCUCAUUACUGAUGACCCACUGAUGGAAUUCUUUUUCUCUCACCUGUCACUGUCUGUUCCCAGCAUUCAAAAACAGGAAGGGACUUUAAAAUCAUGAGCUACUUGACACUAAUGCGCAAAAAUCAACAAAUUACUAAUAACGCUUCCAUAACUUUCCAGUGAGCAGCUGUGUAGUAAUUGCACAGAACUUGACAAUAAUGCAUUCAUUUUCUUUUCAACUUUUUCAAAGGCAGACGAAACAACAAAAUCACUCAAGAUUAUUAGCUUUAUGCCACUGAAACUUGUUUAGAGGUAUCACCUUACCGGCUGAGCACAAGAAAGUUAAAGAUUGCCUCAAAUGACUGAGGGUGGAGAAUUAAGUGUACUUAGAGUAUUUGGUCUUGAGAAGGUCCAAGUAUGUUUAAACAAAAAUGUGAUCUGGACAGAUCCUUAAAGGUGCCAUAUUCACGUGGGGCCCUUAAGUCAUUUGGGUUCUGAUUAUCUAGUAUUUGAGUUCAGCCUCAAAAAUAAAGUUGGUACCUUUAAAUGAAAAAAGUGCUUACUAGGGAAUGUCAUAUAAAAUUAGAAUUAGAUUUGAUUGUGUAAGAUUCCACAUUUAGGAAUAUAGGAAUGUUUAAAUUGGCCAAUAUUUAGGAAUGGUUGCUGGAGGAGUUAUUGGAGCUACAAAUGCCUUUUUAAAAAAAAAUUUGUAACCUAUUAGAGCAGAGGUUCCCAACAUUUUUUAUGCCAUGGGCUCCUACCAUUAACGGAGGGGUCCGCAGACUGGGAACCCCUGCAUUGGAGUUAGUCAGGGACCAAUGAGACAGCUGGCUGUUAAGAGUGAAAUGCAGUAUUAUUAACUAGUAAAUAUAAUACGUAUGUUGAGAAUGAAAAAUAAAUCAUUUCCAGACAUCGCGACUGCAGUAAUAAAAUCAGGAAAUAACUGAAGGCAGAAACUAAGGAACCAGAAACCGCAUUAAUAGCUUUAUAUCAAAACUAUUAUUUUGUUUCUGGCAUCUGUUAUAAAUGACAAAACAAACAAACAGUGUAUUUAGGAGAUGCAAUUGACUGUGGACGCUGUAUUCUGGAGCCAAAACCAAACUGCUACGGGAACCCAGUUGUUCAGGCACCAGACAAUGGUCAAUGUUUCUUGCUCAGGAAGUUGCGUUGGCCUGGCCUGUCCUAGUGUGUUGCGGUGACUUAAUAAUUACUGAAUUAGCCGUCACAGUAGCGUGGCAGUUAGUACAACUCGGGGCGUUAGAGUUCAGUCCCAGCACCCUCUAUAACGAGUUUGUGCGAACUCUCCAAGGAAAGUGUGGGUUUCCUCUAGGUACUCUGGUUUCCUCCCACAGUCCAAAGAUGUACUGGUUAGUAGGUAAUUGAUCAUUGUAAAUUGUCCCGUGAUUAGGCUGGGGUCGCUGGGUGGCUCAGCUCGAAGGGCUGGAGGAGCUAAUUCCACACUGUAUCUCAAUAAAUAAGUAAAUUGCAAUCACAAUUGUAUAGUAGUAAAAACAUAAGAUUUGUGCAAAGAUCCCACAGGCAAGAGGAGAUGAAUGGCCAGUUUAUUUAUUGUUAAUGGUGUUGACUGAGGGACACCAAGAUAACAUCACUUUCUUCGUUGAGGUACCCUGGUGAGUUCUUUUAUGUGAGCUGGCAGGGCAGGAUUGGUUUAAAGGCUCUGAAGUGAGAGCCUGUGGUGACAUUGAGUGAAAGUGGAAGAGUUACUGCUCAGUCGGGUGGAUAAUAAUUGCAGUGAUAUAGAUAGGUGUAUGGCAGUACACAACAGUGCACCACACUAGCACUAGCUCUGAUUUUGUCAAGCUUUGCAUCUUCUACAGCAGGGCUGCACAUAACAGUACAGCACUGGACAGACCAAUCAGCAAUCACAUUGUGCCGAUCGUGAUGCCAGUUUAUACUGAGUAUCUCCUGUGUUGCAUUCAUAGCCUUAUAAUUUUCUUAUAUUCAUCUGUCUAUCCAGAAGCCUCUUAAACUCCACCAGACUGCCCCUGGGCACCUACCACUCUCUGUACAAAACUUCUGCCCUCUAACCUUAAAAGAUGCCCCCCAGUGUUUGACAUUUCUUCCCUGGGGAAGAGAUUCUGACAGUCUUUGCCUCUCAAAAUGCUUUUAAAAAAACCACUAUCAGGUUGCCUCUAAACCUCUGAUGUUCUAGAGCAGGGGUUCCCAAACUUCUUUACGCUGUGGGCCAAUACCAUUAAGCGUCGGCUAUGUGGGCUCCAGGCUGGGAACCCCUGCUCUAGAGGGAACAACCCAAGUUGUCCAACCUUUCCUUUUAGCUCAUACCCUCUAAUCCAGGCAGCGUCCUGGUAAACCUCGUCUUUCCAGUGAAGAAACGUACUGGAACAGCAGCACUCCCUGGAACUUAGAGUAUGUUCUGCAAGUACAUAUAUAAUCAUCCUUUUGUGUGGAUUCUUACACCUUGCAAUUGUGUUAUGUUUCUUAAUGGAGCUAUUCAUAGCACCUUUAUAUAAAACUUUUAAACAACCAUAUAUAUUAUCUGACACUGAUGACUAAUUGUUGGAUCUAUGCCAGCUUUUUGCCAGAGCAUCAAAACUAAUCUUCCCAUUUCCCCACUUCCUGAUUCAUUCCUUCUUUUUAAAAAAAACACACACACAGUUCAGUCAUUCCUAGGAGAAAGUAUCAAGUUGGAGGUCUUCAUCUCAUUUAGAUUAGCGAACUAUUAGUUCGACAUCUUCACAGAGUCGUAACAGCACAGAAACAGGCGCUUCAGCCAACCCUGUUUGUGCUGACACAUUUCUACCAAUCCCGAGCAACACACACACAAUGCUGAAGGAACCUAGCAGGGCAGGCAGCAUCUCUGGAAAAGGGUAAACAGUCGAUGUCCUGAUGAAGGGUCUCGGCCUGAAACGUCGACCGUUUACUCUUUUCCUGGCCUGCUGAGUUCCUCCGGCAUUCUGUGUGGGCUGCUUUGGAUUUCCAGCGUCUGCAGACCUUCUCAUGUUUGUUAUACUAAUCCCAAUCUUUGGCUGCGUAGCCUGUGAAAGUGACGCUUCCACGAGGGCCACUACCUGAGACAUCGGUGUUUUCGAGCCUUAACUUGCAAAGCAAAGUGAACUCUUCAAAUUAAUGUACGUUUUAGGGACGCUGGUAAGUCCUUUCCAAAACACUGCCAGUCAUCAUCACUGUUGAAGUAGAAAAAUGACACCGUAAUCUGAUAAUUUUAACGUUGCCCUCUCUACAUUUCCUGAAAUUAAUAGGAUUCUGUAUGCAUCAGUGAAAUGCUAUUUAAAUGAUUAAAAUAAUUUAGAUGCACAAUCAGAACCAUGAAAACUUAGCUAAAUUACGGUUGUAUAGUGUUUCUGUUCAUAAAUACUCUUCUCUUUAAACUCGGAAUAUUUGAUGUUGAGUUGAAAAUGGUUUUUGUUAAAAAGUGAAGUUAAUUAGUUAAAACAGAAAUAAAUUAGUGUAUGUACAGUUAAUUAAUUUCAUACAGGGUAACAGUAGGUUUGGUAGAAGUAGGCUAAAGGCCUGUACCAGCAAGAGUGAGGUAUAAGCAACACACACAAAAUGCCGGGGGAACUCAGCAGGCCAGGCAGCAUCUGUGGAAAAGAGUAAGCAGUCGGCCCAAAACGUUGACUGUUAUUCAUUUCCAUAGAUGCUGCCUGACCGCUGAGUUCUUCCAGCAUUUUCUGUGGGUUGCUUUGUAGUUCCAGCAUCUACCGAUUUUUUUUUCAUGUUUGCAAGGUAUAAGUACUUGCCUCUGCUUGCUAUGCAAUGUUGUAUUAUUAGCAAGCACUAAGAAAAAGCUUAGCAACUCCAACAAGGUGAAAAAUGAUACAAUUAAAUAAUAAGUGGAAAAUAAGUUUAACACAGCAUAAUUUUGAAAAUAACGAUAUAAAAUUGUCAGUGUCUUGCUCUUUUUGAUUAAGGUUGGAUAGAUAUUUAAGAAAAAAUCUUGAAAGUACAGGGAAGAUUAGGGAGGCUGACUGUUCUGUUGGGUUUAAUUCUCUCAGAAGUUCUCAGCACUCUUAACUUCAAGUUUGAAAAUUCCUCUUUUUAGAAGAUGGAACGCUGUGAAACUACUGUGUACUUCAACUAUCACUCCCCAACAGUUCAGCUUUGGGCACUUUAUUUCACUGGGAUAAAUACACUGUAUAACAGAAUUACACUUUGUGAAUUGUAGGGGAAGAGUGCAAAACAAUUUUAACAACUCAGUUUUAUUCUAUUUAUCACUUCUUAAGGAAAAAUUCAACUUCACUUUUUCCAUUCCCAAAUGUUGCCUUUCUGAGUGUUGACGAUGUUAGGAUAGGUGAAGUAAUAUCUCUGUACCAUUGUGGGAAAUCUGCUUGCUAAUACGUCCAUUGUGCACAACUGCCCCACCUUGCCCUCUCAAAUAAAAACACUUUUAUGGAUCUUUAGGCUCUUCAGCAGCACAGACUUUUAAUAUUUGGCUCAAGAUAAUCACCUAUGUGCAAAUACACCUCAGUGGUAUUUUCAUCUAGUUCAAUGUGCCCAGAUAACUUGUAUCAGACUUGCAUCAGUAUAAUGUUACUGCUCCACUUGUGGCACAAGUGUGGACAACAACAAAAUAUCUUUCCUUCCAGCACAAACCAGCUUUCAUCUCAACCUAUCCAGUCCACUGAUUCUAUGAGACAAGUAUUCUUCCGAAUCAGUACUUAGAAUUAUUGGAAAGUACAGCACAGAAAUGGGCUCUUUGGCCCUUCUAGUUCGUGCCAAACCAUUUGAAUUGCCUACUCCCAUCAACCUCUGAGUGAAGAAGAUUCCCUUCAUGUUCCCUUUAAACUUUUCACCUAUCACACCUAACCCAUGACCUCUGGUUGUAGUCCCACCCAAUCUCAGUGGAAAAAGCCUGCUUGCAUCUUUACCCUAUCUGUACCCCUCUUAAUUUUGUAUACCUCUUUACUUCUGAUGGAUCAGCUGGGGAAGCCCUAGUUGUUGCAUUUAAGUAAUCAUAAAUGUUUUAAAGGGCUUCAGGGUCCCCUAUUUGUAGUUGAUAUGUUCAUUAUAUUCAUUUCUAUAAACUUCCUGCAAAUCCCGGUCCAUUGUCCCAAAACACAUAUAUUCACAAAAGUAUACAGAUUACAGCUGCUGCCAUCUUGUUCUCUAUGGCUAGGUGACCAGACAAAUGCAUAUUAUUGUAGUAAGUGAGUGAGACUUUGCACCUUGUCUUAGCUGCUCCGUCGGGUUCAUUUUGAUACACCCUACCCUCUCAAAAAUUCCAUAAUUUGUGAAUUGCUUAUUGAUUUUCACAGAUAAAAUAAUCGAGUUUUGGAUUGCCUUUAUGGGUAGAAUCUUAAAAAUGGAAACAUGCAUUUUCCACUAAAAGUGCCUCCUUUAUUCUCGUAAGCUCACUUUGGAGAGCAAGUGCUUCACUUACACACUGGAUCUUUUACCCAGUUGACCACAAUGAUUGUCAGUCUAUUAAGCUGCAGUUGUUCCCACUCUUCAGUUCAGUUACAAUAAACCAGUUUUGGAGUUAAAGAAACUUCUUUCAAAUGCAACUUAUUCUUUGUAGAAAUACACCUGUAUAUAGUAGAUGGCGGCAGUAAUCCAUUUAAAACCUCUGAUCGGUUGGAAAGAGGAGGGGAGUGAUGACUGAACGACUUGACUUCACUUUGGGAGUCUUUACAGUAUGUCUAUUUCAUAUCGUCACAUCAGAAAUUCAGAAUGGCACUGUAGGAAGAAUGGGGCCAGGUUAACUCUCUAAACUACUACUUGGACCCAAAGUACUUCGGGAUUUACUGAGAUUGUGAAAGACUGUUUCUGGUAAAGUUUUUGUUUUGAGAUCUGGGAUACAGUAAUUUGAAGAUCACAUUUAUAUUUCUUGAAAGGUGGGUUUAAAGUUUUAAGCCAGGAAUAUAAUUUAUUUAAGAGACAUACCCAUUACCAUUUAUCAGAAUAGCUUUUUAUAUUAGUUAUCCAGACAUUGUGGAAUGACUGCAUUAUUGACAUGCAUUCAAUGUUCAUGAUCCUGAUAAAACUUUAACAUUGCAAAUUCAUGAGCAGGUUGUAUCUACAACAAAAGUUGUGGUUUACAAAUGUAAACCAAGACUUAGAUCUACCAGUAUUAAUUAACAAAGUAUGCUUUGGAGUAGAAAUUGUGGACACCAAAAUGUGAUCUUUAUCCAGACUCGUGUAACCAGUCAUAAUAAAUCAAGAGCUUUAGUGCUGUGGAUGGCAAAGUAAAAUUACUACCAACAAUGUAGAUAGAGACAAUUGUUUGUAGUGCUCUGUCAAUGUGGAUGUAUUUAAAGAAAUUGUGGAUGGUGGUGAAAUUUUAAUGCUAAUCAUCUAAAUUUUUCUCAAAUAGUCAAAAUUGCUUCAUUAUUUUGUUAAUGUAUGAGUUUUUUUUAAAUUUUAGGUGAAAUUUUUACAAAUAAUUACCAUAUUCAUUUCUUUGUCCCGCCUAAUUGAGAUGGAUGAUUACAAUAGAACCCACAUCAAAAUUCACAAUUUAUUAGGCUGAUGUGGAGAUAAAAACCAAUUAAGAAAAAUCUAACUUGGAGUCGUUGAACCAUGAUUUUUUUUUAAAAAUUGCACUAUUGGUCAAUAGAAAAGGUACAGUAUUAUUCUAUCCAAUCUACCCGAUUUUAAGAGAACUCAUUGUACUGUGAGCAGUGUUUUGCACGUGACUUUGUAUCCUAUUUCACUGUCUAGUUAUUUAAAAGACAAACUUGGGUUGCUCCCAGCAAGUAAUUUCUGUGAAAGACUUCAGUUAAAUGUAUAACAAAGACAGGUUUGAAUUUAUAGUUUAGCAAGAUAAAUAUGUAUAUACACAUACAAACUCAAUGCUGCCCACAUCAUUUUCUUGGUCUGAAGGGUUGAUUCAUCAGUUAGCCAGUGUAAAUGUCAUAUUUCUAAAGGUCUAUAAAAAUGGUCCAAAUACAUCUAAUUAUUGUAAAUAUUUUUUAAAGCACUUUUUAAAAAGAAAUUACUUUUUGUACUCCAGUAUGUUUAAUGUAUAAAACUAGCUCAGUUGCAUAUUUAAGAGAAUUAUACAAAGGAUGUAAUUACACUGCCCACAGCACAAUUAGCAAUGUCCUUGGAGACCUCCUCAUUGACUGGAUUAGACCAGCUUCUCAGUGCAGCUUGAAGCAAAACAGAAAAUGUAUAAUUGUGGCUUCUGUGAAAAUGUCUAGGGGAGCAUCUUUUUUUUCUGCAUAGUUUACAAGCAUUAUAUGUAAUUUUGAUGUAAGUUACUUUUAAGUAACUUUUUGAAAUACUGUACACUGUAAUAUCAUUACUGUUAAAAAUAAUUUUUAUGCACUGUAUUUAAGUAACUUUUCCUUUAUCUAGUUCCAAGGAAAUACAGGACAUCUUGUAUCUGUUUAACUAAACGUAAGAUUCUACAAAAAAAACUCUAAUUAUAGACCUAGUAGUAACCAUUAAACUAAUGUAGCAAAACACGUUUGGAAACUUUUUUCUGUUAAGCUUGUACUAAAAUUCAGCAAUGCCAACUAUGAAUGUGUAUUUACUAAUUUGUUGACAAAUCUACUGCCAUAUUAGUUAAAGUUCAGGUUAUUUUUCACUUAAGGGCACUUGGUAGUGUCAAUAUUAUGUCCAGAGGUUAACUGUAUCUACAUAUGUACAAAAAUAUGCAACAAAAAUUGACCUACUGAACUAUCAGCUAUUGAUGUGACUAUAUAUUGUGGAAUUUAUAAAAGUAAUCAUGUUCUGUUUCAUACUUUUUUUUUCAAAGUACACUCCCCAACCCUGUAGUGUUCUUUUACCUCCUUCAGUUGGAAAUGUAGGUUGGCCAACAGCAGGUUUCUAUAAUGAUGCCUAUGCUUCUCUCUACUUGGCCAUGAGGUGUACUUUUUUGGCAUGGUUGGCCAGCACCAGUUUAAUUACCCUUUGUUAAUGUAACUGUAAAGCAUUGCACCUAGUGGUUGAACUGAGAACUGAAGUUGGUCAUCAGCUUGGCUGUGGAUUUGACUGCAAGCUGAGCACUAGAAUUUAAACCGAAGGUGAAAGAUCAAAACCACAGAACUGUAAACCAAGCAUCUGACACUACAGGGACAGGAUCACAGUGCUUGCUGAUCAUGCAGUGCAUGGUGGCACAUCAGUGGAGUCAAAUGCCUUUCCAUAUAUUCUGCCCCAGGAAAGUGAUGAGAAAUAAAAGGAAAAGGGAAAAGUAAAAGAAAUUGGUUUAGCUGUAUCUGUGCUUGUGUAUCCCAUCCUUUAUUCUGUGUUCAUACAUAUGCUUCCAUAUGUAUAUAAUUUGUAGUUAAUGGUCUGGAUUAGUGCCUUUUGACAGUAGACUGUUAUAGAACCCAAUUUAUAGUUUUUGUAUAUUUUCAUUAUUGAAUUUUUGGUUAGCUCAAAUUUUCUUUACCCCAAUAAAGCAAUAAAUAUG